Messenger RNA from Porites evermanni, 687 nucleotides. Lineage: Eukaryota; Metazoa; Cnidaria; Anthozoa; Scleractinia; Poritidae. The record is from the annotation of a GenBank genome assembly.
AUGCUGAAAAGUGGCAGUAGCCCUGGGGAUAAACAGAUAACACCGAUGCUAUUGGAAGACCUACUGGACUCAAUGUGCCAUUUGCCAGCAAAACAAAGUAGAGCCUUUACGGUGUCCCGCUGAUUCCAAACGCUUGUGUGAUGUUUUAUCAGGUUACAAGACCUUGACUGGGAAUAUAGCAAAGUUUAGGGAUCUCGAUUUGUUGCCUAUACAGAUAGAUCUUUCAUGGCUAGAUGAAGGUGACGGAUUAGAGAACACGUUCGUAAGGUGCCAAGGGCGCUGUCACAAAAGUUGCUAUGAUCUCUACGAAGUUGAAACGAGCGGUUGUUGGAAAGUAUACACUGUCAGCUUCGCCUGCAUCUCUCAAUAGUGACGGUACAUGCUUUUUCGUGGAGAGUACACGUAAUAACCCCUUUCACGAUGUCUUAACAUUUGGUUUAGAUGCUCGCGUCAGGAAGUCGGCAACGGCAUUGCAAAAUGAAAAGCUUUUGGCGAAGUUGAGAGCAGGCGACUUAUAAUUGGUAGCACUAGAGACCUAAAUAUCACGCCCCAUGUUUAGCAUCACUAUAUAAAAAGGCUGAGAGAGUCAAAGAGGAAGGCGAAGAAGAUGGGACACGUCCUCGACGACUAGAGGGUAUCGCGCUCGCGGAGCUGGUUUCCAUUAUUGAAAAGUCACGUGAGAAGUAG